Molecule: messenger RNA, 339 nt
Organism: Strongyloides ratti
Lineage: Eukaryota; Metazoa; Nematoda; Chromadorea; Rhabditida; Strongyloididae
Product: RNAse P, Rpr2/Rpp21 subunit family-containing protein
Exons: 2
Coding region: 1-339 (112 amino acids)
Source: RefSeq, a predicted model, not a curated record
AUGGAAACAGAUGGAAGUGUUCUAUUUCUUCAUCAAAGAUGUAAUUUCUUACAAAAAAUUGCUAUCCACUUAGCUGUAGAAAAUGAAAAAUUAAAAAGCAAAAAUGUUGAAUUACUAGAAAGAAGAAUAAACAAAGAAAUGAGAGAAAUAUCAUUUGGAAAUAAAGUGAACCUUGAUCAAAGUAUUAAAAGGAAUAUUUGUAAGAACAAAAAAUGUAUGAAAACAUUAACCUCUGAAUCUAUUGGUAUUAAAUUAAAGACGAAUAGUAAGAAGCAACAUUUCAUCAUUAGAAAAUGUAAAAGUUGCAAUUUUUCAACAAAGUAUUUGCUAAAAAAGUAA